AUGCUGUGCUUCUGCAACAAACUUGUUAACAGAAACUACGAUAGCAUCAACGAGGCUGAGACUGCCCUGUUACGACGGACUUUGCACGAGGCCCGUCAGCUUUUCCAGCCCCUCUCUUGCAACUCUUCCAACAUCGAACACGACAGAACGCAAGAUACAUUGAAAAGAAAGAAGAACGACGCUCGGUCUGGUACCGAACAAACUAGAAGAUACCAACCUGGAGCCCCGCCGUCUUCUACCCCAGAUCUGUUGACCCCAUUGCCAGCAUUUCCGGAUGCAGAACUGCCAACCUUUAAUCGGCUCAUAAAGACGUAUAUUGUCAACGACCCAGCACCUACUCUUUCUUUACACCCCACGCCUGGUGCGCAAAAACAUCUUGGUGCUGUUGUGCAACUGUUCGUUGCCAUAGAGCAGGUCGGGCAGGACAUCACCUUCCAUUCUGCACUCCGACGCAUCUACUGCUUGGCGUUCGCAAAGCUACACAAGCCCUACACAUCUGUGGAGUGCAUCGCAAAGGAAAUCAGGGAUGCUUUGCCAGACGUUAAAUACGUCAAAGAUAAGGUUACUCAGGUGCUCCACGUUGGGAAAAGGUGGCUGGACAUUAUCCAGCGCUUCGCCGCGAUCGUCAACGCUGACGCCAAGCAACUUACUGGGCUCCUCGGCUUGCUUUCAUCUACCUCCGUCUGGGAGAGAGCUAAGCUUGACACAUGCACGUCCGUACUCGCACAACUUCAUGCGACUACCGCAAUUCACACCCGGGCCAUAGAGCUCACUCCUGGUGUCAACAGUUUUCUUGACCGCAUAAACUUGGAGCGUUCUUUCGUUGAUGAGACGCAGAGGUUUACCUCAAAUCCAAUGUCGAUGGGUAACCGAAGGGCGUUGAAUCGCGUACCCCAACAUAGGUUUCAACAUACAUUGCAUGGGUUGCAACCUUCCUCGUACACUCAAGCGAUAGAAAACAUUUCCUUCUCCGUUCCAGGAUUGAGCGAUGUUGGCAACACAGAUGUUCAUGCCAUGGUGGCACUGCUGUCGUUCUUUCCAACGGGCAAGAAAGUGCCCCUAGCUCUUUUCUUACGCGGAGCGACACCUCGCACACGCUGGACGGUAGAUGGCGACACUCAAGAGCUGGACGCAUUUGGGAGCGGUCUUUGGGCGAAACUGCAAAGUUUGCUUUCGGACAGCCAAAGAGUCCACGAUGCAAUCCUUACGUUGGAAUCAUUGUCCCUCAUUUCGAAAUUUGAUCAGACCUGUUCACUGAGUGGGCAAGCUGCGCAAAUUGUCAUGGAGGCUUUGCCCAUAGAGUCUGCUAAAAUCUGGCAAAGCCAGGCCUUGGUUGUUGCUUACAGAGCAAUACCAUGGAAAAAUCUUGAACUCCCUGUUCCUGACACCAAGGCAUUCCUUCCGCCGCUAAGACAUCUGGUGGAGGCAUUCGAGGAUGAUUUCGAGUCCUUGUCGACUGACACUAGGGUCGACCUCGCGCUAACUCUUCUCGAGGCCUCUCGCUUUUCCAACCUCGAGUGGAAACGCUUUGCGGUUAGGCAAUCGGAGCGCGUAGCGCGUAGCCUAAAUCAUGGAUAUCUUGACCUUUGUAUUGCACAGUCACAGUGCCUUGUGGCUCGACUCGCUGGGGAAAUAGAUCAAAAUUUUGAAGCUGUCCAAAGCCAAAACUUCGAUAGGAGAAUGCAUUCAGCAGCCGGUCUGGAAAACAUUCAAAUUUCUUUGAAUUAUAUGCAAAUCGAGGCCAUGUCAAAAGCUCAGGCAGUCUUGGAGCGCUGGACCCCCAUCGAUCCACCGUCCAGAAUGGAGGAUGUGGUACUCGUCCGUAAACACAUGCUUCUCGGGAGGGUACUGCGAUUUACCGGCAAAUUUGACGAGGCGCUGGCGAAUCUCAACAAAGCACGGAGAUUGACAGAUGACCUUGGGGUAGGCCUUUUCAACGAAGACCUUCGGGAUCUCAUCUGCGACUUGAGCGAUACGCUGCGAGAACUCGACCAUCCAGUCACCGCCGAAAUUCACCUUCGAAAUGAGCUCAAGCGGCGAGAGCAGGGAUGUAGCCCAGCCACCGGUCAAUCUUCCAUACAAUUGUCUCUAGCAGAAGCUCUCUUUGCGCAAACGCGUCUCAAAGAGGCGGCUGCCCUCUGUUAUGAUGUUCAAUCUCGCGUUGGGCUUAAAUUCGAGAGACUGCGCCUACACAUCAUCCUGGCCAAGAUUCAUCACGUCGAGUCCAAAUUCGAAGAAGCUUUGCGCUAUUGGAGCGACGCUAUGCGAACGAUUGGAGAAUUCCCUAGGACUAACGGUUUUAUGACCCGUGUUAUCAUUUUGUCUACUGUUGACGUACUGAGUCACUUGGAGAAGACAGAUGCGAUCAGCCACUCACUCAAGAUGCUGGAGGACCUAGAUAGUCUAGCAGAUCCCCAAUGUGUCCAACACUGGAUAGCAGGGACGCAACAUUGGUUAAGAUUUCUCCCUGCCCCUCGAUGCUGUUUGUAG
Molecule: messenger RNA, 2490 nt
Organism: Ascochyta rabiei
Lineage: Eukaryota; Fungi; Ascomycota; Dothideomycetes; Pleosporales; Didymellaceae
Exons: 5
Coding region: 1-2490 (829 amino acids)
Molecular function (GO): protein binding
Source: RefSeq, a predicted model, not a curated record